Messenger RNA from Phialemonium atrogriseum, 990 nucleotides. Its product is annotated as eukaryotic translation initiation factor eIF-1. Gene Ontology annotation, cellular component: eukaryotic 43S preinitiation complex. Gene Ontology annotation, biological process: translational initiation. NCBI's taxonomy places the organism in Eukaryota, Fungi, Ascomycota, Sordariomycetes, Cephalothecales, Cephalothecaceae. Bases 256 to 609 code for a protein of 117 amino acids. Gene Ontology annotation, molecular function: ribosomal small subunit binding; translation initiation factor activity; RNA binding. The transcript is spliced from 5 exons. The record is from RefSeq and is a predicted model, not a curated record.
CAGGUUUGCUUCUCUCCCCUUCCACUACCUCCACCAUCCAUCAAUCGCCACAACCGACUUCAUCACCACGACCAAGCAGAUAAAACCAUAACAUCUCUGCCCUCUACUCUUUGAUCCCUCAAUCAAAUAAGGAGUCGAAUUUUCAUCACCUGCCUGAACACAUCCCAGCGAGACACUUCAAUAGUCGUCGGUCGCUGCGCCCCCACCCCUCCAUCAGAACCCCUCUCCCAAGUUCACCCCCCAAAACCCGAGUUUAUGUCAAUCGAAAAUCUCAAGACCUACGAUCCCUUCGCCGAAGCCGACGAGGACACCGGGCAGACGAAAAAAGCCCAGGAUUCGAUCCAUAUUCGCAUCCAACAGCGUAAUGGACGUAAGACCUUGACCACGGUCCAAGGCAUCCCUCCCAAGUUCGACCACAAGAAGAUUCUCAAGGUCAUCAAGAAGGAAUUUGCUUGCAAUGGCACCAUCAUCAGCGACACCGAGUCCAAGGGAAUGGGCGAGGUGAUUCAGUUGCAGGGUGAUCAGCGCAACAAGAUCAAGGACUUCCUCUGCGACAAGGAUGGUGGCCUAGGCCUCGAUGAGAAGACCAUUAAGGUCCACGGCUUCUAAGCCCGACAUGUCGCGUCGCGCCACUGCCCAGUCUAAGCGAGGAGACGGUAACUGGAGGUAGGACCGUGAGGAGGUCAACACCUCUGUUUGGUGCCGCCUGCCGUUUAACUGGCCCUCGACCCCGGUCACGAUAACCGGAGGUGCGGCGCGUUAACAUGAUACCCAUUGCGGUUUCGGGAUGAGAGACUGGCUCCAUUCGAGUACGAGAGCCCAGUGCUAUUUUCUUUUCGCUAUAAGGACUAUUUUGCCAAGGGGACUUAUGUCCGUCUUGAAGGCUUCAGGGCUUACUUUCAUGGAUGGUCAUGAUCCUGCGUGUCAUUCGCUAUGAUCUCCGGUCUCCGUGGGAAUACGAUAUCCCAAGCAAUUGAACCAAUGUCCACA